AUGUCCGACAGCACGGGCAAUAAGGGCGACCCGGCGGCCACUACGUCGGUUCCUCCCAUCGAACCCCUACAACCACUUGCUGUCCCCGGUUUGUCGUCAGAAUCCACAGAGGCCUUGAAUACUGCCCCACGCCUGGACAGUACGAGCGACGAGGUUCAGGAACUGAAUCUGACAGAUGGCAAACCAGCAAGUAUCGCCGAAGCCGCCACAGCAACACAGGCCUCGCAGCAGAACCCCAGCGAUGCCCCGUCUGCCAGCGCAUCGGCUGGCGAUCACGGCGAGCUGAAAGCUCCAGUAGCCGCUGGCGAGGCUUCACCUCAGAACGUAAAGGAAGAGAACGACUCGGGACCACAUCUAGUCAUCACUCUGUUGUUGAUCACUGGCUCACGGCACCCAUUCAAGAUCGAUGCCAAAUACCUCAAGAAGCAACAGGUCAAUGUUGAAAACCUGGAUCCUUUCGCCAUGAGUGUAUAUACAUUGAAGGAACUGAUCUGGAGGGAAUGGCGACAAGAGUGGGAGACACGGCCGUCUUCGCCUAGUUCGAUUCGAUUGAUUUCUUUCGGAAAGCUCCUGGACGACAAGUCCCCGUUAUCAGACUGCCGAUUCAACCGAGAUGCCCCCAACGUGGUGCACAUGACCGUCAAGCCACAAGAGAUUGUGGACGAAGACGAUGCCAAGGGAGCCAAGGCCCAAUACACCCGUGAACGUGAAUCCAGCGAGCGUAGCCCUGGAUGUCGCUGCAUCAUUCAAUGA
Messenger RNA from Aspergillus japonicus CBS 114.51, 753 nucleotides. RefSeq lists its product as uncharacterized. The record is from RefSeq and is a predicted model, not a curated record. Lineage: Eukaryota; Fungi; Ascomycota; Eurotiomycetes; Eurotiales; Aspergillaceae. The transcript is spliced from 3 exons. The coding region runs from base 1 to 753 and encodes 250 amino acids.